UUGUAUGAAAAAGCCUCCUACCGUUGCAGCAGACAUCCCUGCAGACGAAGCAGAAGCCGUGGAAUUCGUCGCACCUACACACGUCGUACUGAUUGUCCGGCAAGGUUCCACGUUCGCCGGUACCAUGACUGCUUGAGGGUUACUUCCUACUACCUGGAGCACAACCAUCCACGCAGCAAGUUUAUUUUUGACAGGCUCCCCAUCAACCGGCGACUGACAAAUGAUGAAUUAAAGGAGUGUUCUACCCUUUUGAAAUACGGUGCUCCGUCAUCGGAGAUUCGGCAGUACGUCGCCGACCACUUUGGAAAGGUACUCACUAUCAAGGAUGUGCGUAACUAUCGCGUCAAGUGUCGACCCCCCUUGUUAAAUGACAUGUCGUCCAUCAUAGCCAAGUUUCGAGAGUGCGGUCGCGUGCUGCUGGUGGAAUCGGAGGGUGGCAGAUAUAGUCACCUGUGCUUUUCUCGAACGCAGCAGAUAGCACUCUUUAGACGUUUCCCGGACGUUGUAAACGUUGAUGCUACACACGGUACUAACCGUCUUGGUUACAAGCUUUAUACAUUCCUUGUGACAGAUGGCAUGGGGAUCGGUCGACCCGUAAUGUAUGCCUUUGUCGAAAGCGAGCAUUUUGCGCCAUUGCGCAAGCUGUUCAGCUUGUUCAAGGAUAUGAUGGGUGGACAAUAUGCAGUCAAAACGUUCGUCAUGGACAAAAUGACUUCACAGAUGCGGGCUGCCAAAGCUGUAUUUGGCUGCGACGUAAUGCUGUGCUAUUUUCACGCACGGCAAGCCAUCCGGAAGCACACAAUUUCCAACCACAGUCGACACAUAUUCCACCGCAUGGCUCGCUUUGAUAAUGCAGCUGAAUUUCGCCACGAUUUGCAAAUCUUGAGGCGAACAGAUCCCAGUUUUGUCUCUUAUUUGACUGCCCACUGGCUCCACAUCACUCGAAAGUGGGCCAUUCAUGCACAACGUGGGUUGGUACAUUUUGGGAAUGUGACCAACAACCGCCUGGAGAACGCCAACGGGCGUUUGAAGAGGCGCGUGCAUCACUCAGAUAGCCUAGAGCAUGCCGUUCUGAAGGUCGCUCAUCACAGCGAAUGGCUAAUGCGGGAAUAUGAAAUGCACACCACUUAUUGUUGUGACCGUCGAGAAAUUCGGGAGGGAGACAUCUACGUUCUACGUGUGGUUUCCCGGAUGACGACAUACGCCGCUAAUCAGGUUCUCAGGCACAUUGGAAUAUGCACGCCAAAUCUGCUAUACAAGCAGACAGAUCGCUUCAAGACAGUAAACACCUCGGCCGGAACCUGCACGUGCAUAUUUUACCAAUCAAUGUGGCUGCCUUGUGUACACCUAUUUUCAGUAUUCAGAGGCCACUCGUUCCCAUGCGGUCAAUUUCCAAUCCAUCAAAGGUGGCUUGCUGAAUAUAACUUACCGGAGGAAGGAGUACCUUUAUCUCUGGUUCCAAAGCCAGAUCCAUCACCAAUAGAGCAUUUGCACAAGCAGCUUGAUCGGUUGGUUGGCAAACUGAAGCUGCUGGAUCCGCGUAAGGCUGCUGGGUGCAUGAAGCGUCUGAUUGUCCAAAGCCAGCUGAUGUUGCGUCAAAAUGCAAUUAGUGCACAGGACAACCAGCCUCUGGUGUUAGAUGGCAACCGCAAACAACCACGGUGGCGUUCGACGUCAAACGACGCUGUUCCCUGUGGUCUCUGUGGCCAGCCAACUGACCCUGCUGAUUGGUGGUGUCAACGUGAUCGACUUCCAUAUCACCGUUAUUGCUGCGGCAAUGAGCCCUGCCCGCUGUGUGGAGAAAAUCUUCAGGCGCGUCCACCAAUUGCCGAUCAGUCUACCUACCGUUCAGCUAAAAGAGCUUGCUUUGAUGUUGAUCUUGAUCGGUCCAUGGAGGACAAGCCGAGUGUGCCCCGUAAGACAGUCGCAAUCAAACUGUUUUGUCCAAUUUCGGAGUUGAUGGAGACCGGGACAGGGACAUUGGGUUGCUCCUUUUCCUGUCCCCCCAAUAUACGGAAAUUCCGCGUAUUGAAGCACAGUGUGAGGGCUUUCUUCCGUCUAAAUGCACUCCGUUCUCUUUUUAGCACAAUGAGCAUUGGUGACAAAUUCCUAAACGAGCUUUUGGAUACACAGCUGAUUUCUGAGGACCGAUAUAGGGGAGAGCGAGUUUUUAUCCCGAAUCCUCGGACCAUCUACGGUGGUGAACUGAUGGCACAGGCGUUAGUGGCAGCGUCAAAAACCGCUCCUGAAGGUUUCAAAGCGCAUAGUUUACAUUGUUACUUUCACAGCCAGUGUUUGUCCUCCUGCUUUCUGUUUGCAGCCAGCGUCAAGCAUCCAAAUGAGUACAGAGUGAGGAGAUUUCGUGACAGCCGAUCAUUUAGUCACCGCCUUGUUGAGGCAUUUCCGCUCACGGAAGAGAUCAAUGGCGACGAUUCCCGACCGUUUUUCCGUAUGGAUUGCUCGUUCAAGUCACCGGAGGAGGACCCCGCCUGUUUCGUGCCUCCAAUGCCUAAUGUACCGACAGCUGAAGAGGUUGUUGACACGCAGACAUUUAUUUCAAGACUGAACUUGAAUGAACUUCCGGAGGUUUCCAAAAUUAGAAUUCAUCAUUAUCAUGAAUUCACCAAACUGUCACCAAUGGAGAUCAGACUUUGCGAACCAGAGUACAUUUUCGGUCUGAAAUCUAACAAAGUUGGUCGUCUACAUGCCUGGAUUCGACUGAAGGAACCUCCAACCAUCCCACUGGAACCAUAUCGAGAUGCCACACUCACAUAUUUUUCGGACUGUGUGCUAAUCUGGGGCGCGAUCACUGAGCCACACCCAGUGAGCUAUCUGGUCACGUUGAAUCAAAGCAUCUGGUUUCAUAACCCCUCAGUUUGUCCUCAAGCAGAUCACUGGGUGCUAUUCCAGACACGGGCUAAUUAUGUGGGUGAUGCAUUGACUUUGUCCUAUGGGGGUAUCUGGGACGAUCAAGGCCGUCUCCUCGCCAGUCUUGCGCAACAAGGUCUAAUGCGAACCCAGCCAAUGACUCCUGUUUCUUCUUCGAAUAGAUUAGUCGAAGAAGGUAUGGAAAACGGCAAGUGAACAAUGCGAUCCGGAUCAAAUAUCUGCCACCGGGAUCCAUCCACCUUCGGUCACAUGAAACGUAACUAAUAUAUAAUCCUGUUAUAUCCACCUUUCUCCACAUCCUGAUAUGUUUUCGCAUUCCUUCGAAACUCAUCUUCAUGUCAUCGCGUUUUUCGUUGGAUGCACCAGUUCGGUUUUGAAGCAUCCUUAGGAUGAUUUCUGUGAUACAAUUUAUGGCACAC
Messenger RNA from Opisthorchis viverrini, 3308 nucleotides. RefSeq lists its product as hypothetical. The annotation marks the transcript as partial. Gene Ontology annotation, molecular function: zinc ion binding. Lineage: Eukaryota; Metazoa; Platyhelminthes; Trematoda; Opisthorchiida; Opisthorchiidae. The record is from RefSeq and is a predicted model, not a curated record. The transcript has 15 exons.